GGUGUACCCAAACUUUUAGUUCUAGUUAUAUUCUACCCAUUCUUACUAGAAUUACCCUAAAAUGCCUAUUGACUACUCAAAGUGGGACAAGAUCGAACUCUCUGAUGAUUCAGAUAUCGAAGUUCAUCCAAAUGUCGAUAAAACAUCAUUCAUCAAAUGGAAGCAAAGAGAUAUCCAUGAAAAGCGUCAACAAAGAAACAUUGAGAUCAAGUCGAUUUUAGUGCAAUUGACCAUGUAUGCAAAGUUGAAUACCAGAGUUGACUAUAUCUUAGAAGAUUUAAGUGAUGAAGAACUUUUAAACAAUGAGAAAAUCUUGUCAGCGAUCAACUCGAAAUUCGAUCCAAAGGAGAAGUUUAACUAUGAGAAAUUGAAGCAAGAAAAGGGAGAUGAACUCCGUAAAGGUCUUAAAGACUUACAAUUUGACCCAGAAGAGAUUGAAAACACCCCAUGUUACAACGAGAUGAUUGAGGAUUUAUUCAUUCAAAUUAAAGAAGAUCAUGAGGAUGCCAGCAAGGAUGGACAUGCUUUGAAGGGAUACAUUUUAGAGCAUAGAAAGAAGAUUGAUGAUGUUCUUUCCAAGCUGGCAAUCAAAUUGGAUGAUCUUUUGAAUCAAAAGGCUAAUCUUAUUAGUAGUGAUGAUAUCCAUACUGGAUUUGAUGUUAGUUUUAUGAACAAGGACACUCAACAAGAAGAGGAACAACGUCCUACUACUACCAAGGAAGUCACCACCACCACUGAAGUGAUUAAUAAGCCUGCUUCUUCCAGUACUUCGAAAUCAUCUCAACCAACGGAUGCAGAAAUCCUUAAUGAUUUAGAAAUCCAUCCACAAACUAAACUUUUCGCUCAAAUCCCACCUACAAAUAUUCAACAAAGUGCUGAAUUUUUAAUGAAAAAUACUAAAAUUUGUACUGAACAACAAAAGGAUGCACUCUUGAUGAGCGCCUUUGACCUUCAAUUAGCUGGGAACGUUGCAGCAACCAAGCAAAUCAUCCAUCAAUCCUUGCUUUUACAAUACAUUGCCCAAUUAGCUGGACCAAACCCAUCUUCUGAUCAAACCAUCAAGGCAAUUAAAUUGUUUUGUUCCAAGGUUUCUGAAAACUCUCCUGCCAAACAAGGGUUCAUGCAAGAUGUCGAAAAUACAUUCAAUCAUAUUAAAACUAGAUGUGAGAUCAUUUCUGCCGAACAUGCUAAGGAAAAUGAAGGAGAAGAAGAAGCAUUGAUUCAAUUGAAGGCAUUGGAUGACGAUACUGAGUUACUGGUAAAUAUUCCAGAGCCAGAUACUAAGGAAUAUGAAAUCUUUACCACUCAAAUACCAGUGGAAAUGCAAAAGGCUGUACAAACUGGAUCCUUGGACGAAGUGAAUAAGGUUUUCGCAGAAUUGAAGAUUGAAGAGGCUGAAAAUAUCCUCCAACUUUUUGACGAAUGUGGAGUUAUUGGCAUUAACGCUUACUUGGAAGAUGAAAAUGACUUCAAGCAGCUUCAAGAUCAAUAUAAUGAAAACAUGGCUAUUAACGAUGAGAAAGAAAAGAAACAUACCCAAGAGAUCGACACAGUUGAUAUUGUUGACUGAACAACUGUUUAGAGAUAUAUAAGACUAAUAAUAAGUACUAGUAAA
This is a messenger RNA of [Candida] anglica, 1615 nucleotides long. The record is from the annotation of a GenBank genome assembly. Lineage: Eukaryota; Fungi; Ascomycota; Pichiomycetes; Serinales; Debaryomycetaceae.